Spirodela intermedia is the source of this 23193-nucleotide messenger RNA. The record is from the annotation of a GenBank genome assembly. NCBI's taxonomy places the organism in Eukaryota, Viridiplantae, Streptophyta, Magnoliopsida, Alismatales, Araceae.
AUGUGUGCAGUGUCCAAGCCUAUGAAUCAAGAAAGCAGGGGACAUGGUUAGUAAUAUUUUUAUGCUUAAGUGGAUCUCGUUUGUGACUUAGAUUCAGGGAUAAACCUAUCCUGUUAUACAUUGAAAUUGGCAACAAUAACCUCAGUGACACCAACUUAGGGCGCCUUGGAUCAAAGGAGGUACCCUUCGAAACAUUGAUAUUAUCCGAGAAAUGCAUUCAUCUUUUAUGAACCUUGCAACUCAGGAUCUAAAAAUAUGCUCUCUACUUGUCCUUUAUUGAGAGGAAUCCAAUGUAUUGGAGAUUGAGACAGCCGUUACUAAUGGGGUUUAUCUUGAUAUUGCUGUAUAAUUUGGUGAGGAUGCACUCGAUAUUCCGUUUCCAAUUGUACAAAUGACUCCCUGCUUCUAAUUGUACAACUUGUAUUUUUAGAUUUCUGGCUUUAAAAAUCUGAAAAUCUAGAGAUGAAACAUCCUUGUAAUGAUUGCAGAGUCUGUGAAGGAGAUCUACCAAAAAAUGCUUAAAUCGGUGGAAGCUGAAACCAUGCCUCCCAAUGCAUGGUUGUGGUCACUUAUUGGCAGUUGUUCUAAUCGGGAAGAUAUCAAACUUCUUUUCAAAAUUCUGCAGAACCUGCGGACAUUUGUCAGUCAAACAUCUUCGUCUUAAAUUGGACUUUUUAGAUAUUUCUAAUUUCUGUUCGGAUUCUGUCCUCUUUUAUUUUCUUUCCAGGACUCUUAGUGUUAGACUUCUCAAGCUGUUUACUUGGUUACAGAGGCUUUCAAACCUUCGGAUUCAUUCAAAUUUCAACUGUCAUCUUUGCCUCAGGGUAACUGAGGCAUGUGUUCGAGCAAAUUCUCUUGACUAUGGUAACAUACAUUUAACUUUUUUUUUUGGUUCCAAACAUGUACAUAGCUUUAUUGAAACAAAUGGUUUUUGGAUCAAUGAGUUCUGACAUAUCCCUGUCACUUACGAAUGUGUUUGAACAUUUUUUCUUUAUUGUGGUAGUUCAUAUCUUACAUCUGCUGUGUUCUGAACUUUUCCAUUGGUUUGUUUGAACAUAUGCUGAUUUACUUAAUUAAACACUUCAUAUCCCAAAUUAUGGGUGAUACCUUCUUUCUGAUUUUGCUCGAGUAAUUUCUGCAUUCUUUGAACUAAAUAAGAAAAAAAUUGUCUUAUUGUUUCUGCGGCCGGACCAUAAUAAGGUUGCCCCCUUCACACCCCAUGAUGCCAAUUUUCUGCAACCUCUUCUUUUGGCCUUGCUGGUAAGCAUUCUAUUGAACUCUCUAGGAUUGUUUUUCUUUUCUAUCUGUUUCUUUUCACUGUAUUUUCGUCCUUCUCUGUCAUUCCCUAUGUUAAGUGGAUCCAUUAGAUUGUUAACGGAUCCACUUAAAGUCCAAUGUAAUGGGCUUGGCCCAUCAACUCAUGUAACCUGUACUUAAUCGAGGAACCAAGAUAAUUGAUGUGAGAGUUUCGGAUUGUGGAAACUCUGCUCCAAGAAGUGUUGAUUGAUUCAUCUUCCUGGAAGAGGAGGUUCGUGAAGAUCAACUCCUUUCAUUCUCCAAGUUGCAAGAAUCUAAAUUAAGAUCAAUUCUCAACAUGGUAUUAGAGCGGUGCAGAUUCUUGUAGGAUCAGAUACUUCUCGUUUCUUAAAUCUUGUUUUUUCUUGUUUCUGUGUUGGAGCAACACCAAGGAAGAAAGAAACCUUCUGCAAGUAGUGAAUAGAGGCAUUUCAAAAAGUACGAAGGAAAAAGACUUUCAUAAUGCAUUCAAGGGAAGGCUCUUCAUCAUCCAUGGGACUCACAUCAUCUCCAUCGAUGACUGGAGAAAGGGAGAGACUAUAUCAUACUCUACCAAAUAUCUCAGAGAAACUUAGAUUCAAUGGAAUAAAUCUUCACCAAUGAGAGCAGUUUGUUGAUCUGACGCUUCUGAGAAUAGGCUUAACAAAUCACCUUAUAGAAGAACCAUUGAAGCAUUCAGAUCCAAAAUAUAGAGGAUGAAAAUCAGAAGAAGCUAUUAUCCAUACAUGGCUCCUCAGUACAAUGACACCAGAGAUGUACGAGAAUUCCUAUUCAUGCACUCAGUGAAGGAAUUGUGGGAUCAAAUUCACAAAAGAUGUUCAAAGAAACAUAAUAAUUAGAGGAUUUAUGGUCUGGUGUCUAAGGCAACACAUUUAGUACAAGGAAGUAAAUUAAUUAUGGAAUAUUUCGUGUGAAUUAAAGGCUAUAUGGAGGGAGAUUGACCAUUAUUGGUCAGCAAAGAAUCCUUGUUCUGAGCAACGCAUGUAUAUAUUGAAACACAAAACGUAUACAUUUCUAAUGGGACUGAACUCUGAUUAUGAAAGUCUCAAGGGUCAAAUUCUCCAUCGUGAGAAGCUACCUGAUUUGGAUGAAGCUAUCCAGAUUGUUAAGGAAGGAGGAGGCUUGCUCUACUAGGAAGAGGAUGAACAUGCAAUUCUGUCUGUACAACAGUCACCUUGGAAUGGAGUUAGUGAACACAAAAGAAUAGUAUACAAUUACAACAUUGUUGUGUUGGACAUCCUUCACUUGAUCUCCUAAAAACAUGGUUUCCUUCUAUGUUUGAAGGCGUUGAUGUAGAAACUCUAGUGUGUGGUGCUUGCCAGUUGGCUAAACACAAAUGUUCCUCAUUUGGAAAUACUCAUGAACAUAGUACAAACCCUUUAUAUGAUAUACACAGUGAUAUUUGGGGGCCAGCGCCUAUGACUAGCUUGUCUGGAUGCAAGUGGUUUAUCUUAUUUGUUGAUGACUGUACUAGGUUUACUUUAGUUUACCUCCUAAAAUCAAAAUCAGAUGCCACCCAAGUGGUGAAAUAUUUCUGUGAAAUGAUUUAUAAUCAAUUUGGAACUGUUGUCAAGAGGUUCAGAUCAGAUAAUGCUCGAGACUAUUUCAAUUCAGCUGUGUCCUCUUACUUUGAUCAGAAACGGUUAAUCAUGAGUCAUCUUGUGUCAAUACACCCCAACAAAAUGGGGUGGCUGAGAGAAAAAUCGGACACUUACUGGAUACAGUUAGGGUUCUUUUGUUUCAACAAAGGUUCUGAGGCAAUAUUGGAGUGAAGCUGUCCUCACUAGCACUCAUCUUAUUAAUCGGAUCUGAACAAAAAAACUAUCAUAUCAAAGUCCUAUGGGACUGUUGAGUAAAUUCUAUCCUCAUGUGAAACUAAAGACUCAUCUUCGUCCAAAGAACUUUAGCUGUACUGUUUAUGUUCAUGCUCAGGGCAUAGUGGGAAAACUUGAUCCACGAUCUAUAAAGCGUAUAUCUGUUGGGUACUCAACUACACAAAAAGGUUAUAAGUGCUAUAAUCCUGCUUUAAAAAAAUUCUUUAUCUCAGCUAGUGUGACUUUUAAUGAGUUGGAACCAUAUUAUGGGGUGAAAAAUCCAAAAAAUGAAUUCAUAUUAUGGGGAAAACUCGAUUGCUGCCAUUGAAUUAGAGGACACAAAUGAAUUCGUGAUUCAAGAGACCUAUUCCUAGAAUCAAAGAGAUACAAGUGUAUAGAAGAUGACCUAGAGUGGAUACACAAAAUAUACCAGCUGAGAUGAAUGAUUUACCUGCACUGCAGAGAGAACCAGCAGAAGAAACUAGUUCAAGUACAAGAGACACAUCUCAAAUUUAUAAUACUGAUCAAGAAGAUGAUCAUCAGUUCACUGAAGCUAUUGAUGAGGAGCAACUAGAUUGGCCCAUUGCCCUACACAAAGGAAAGAGAAGUUGUAUAAAUAAACCACUCUAUCCUAUGGUCAACUACCUAUUGUAUGAUAGGUUAGCACCAUCGUACAAGGCUUUUUGCAUGAACCUGAAGACAAUUGUUAUCCCCAAGACAAUGGAAGAGGCCCUGUCACACAAAGAAUGGAGUCAUGCCAUGGAUGAAGAGAUUAAUAGAGAAGAACUGUACAUGGGACUUAGUCCUUUUGCCUUUAGGGAAAAAAGUGGUUGGCUACAAGUGGGUAUAUACUCCUAAGUAUAAAGCUGAUAGAACAUUGGAAAGAUACAAAGCAAGGCUGGUAGCUAAAGGUUAUUCACAAUCUUAUGAAAUUGAUUAUUUUGAGACAUUUGCCCAUGUUGCAGAGCUGAAUACCAUCCAGAUACUUAUAGCAUUGGCAGUAAAUCUAGGAUGGGAAAUGCAUCAGUUUGAUGUGAAGAAUGCAUUUCUUCACAGAAAUUGGAGGAAGAAGUAUAUAUGAAUGUACCUCCAGGUUACACAUUUAUCCAUCAGAAUAAUAUUGUUUGCAAGUUGAAGAAAUCUCUAUAUUGCUUAAAACAGUCACCACGAGUUUGGUUUGGGAGAUUCACUCAAGCUAUGAAAGAAUUUGGGUACAUACAAAGCAAUAGGGAUCACGCUCUCUUCAUUAAGCAUGGUGAGCAAAACAAGGUCACAACCUUAAUUUUGUAUGUAGAUGAUAUCAUCAUAAAAGAAGAUGAUACUGAGGAGAUUAAAUGCCUUGACCAAAAUCUAUCUAAAGAAUUUGAUAUCAAAUCCCUAGGAAGGUUAAAAUAUUUUUUGGGAAUUGAAGUUGUGUAUUCAAAAGGUGUAUUUCUUUCACAACACAAGUAUAUUCUUGAUUUACUUCAAGAGACUGAAAAAUUGGAGUGUAAAUCUGCUGACACUCCAAUUGAUCCCAACUUAAGUUUGGGAGAAGGUAAAGACUCUGAUCAGGUGGACAAAAGCUCAUAUCAGCAGUUGACUGGGAGAUUGAUAUAUCUAAAUCAUACCUGUCUGAAUAUAACAUUGCAGUAAAUGUACUCAGUCAGCAUAUGAAUGAUCCAAGGGAGAUACACCUACAGGCAGCAUAUUGAGUGUUGGCAUAUCUAAAGACAACAAUAGGACAGUUCAAAAAAGGAGGGAAUCAAUCUGUUGAAAUCUACACUGAUGCUGAUUAUGCAGGAUCUGUUAUAGAUCACAGAUCAACCAUCGGGCUAUUGUACAUUUGUUUGUGGAAAUCUUGUGACUUGGAGAAGCAAGAAGCAACAAGUAGUUGCACGAUCUAGUGCUGAAGCAGAAUUCAGGGCAUUGGCUCAAGUGAUAUGUGAAGGUUUAUGGAUUCAAGGUUUGCUGGACGAAUCGAGACUCAACCAAUCAAAUCAUAUGAAAUUCUUUUGUGACAACAAGUCAGCAAUAGCUAUUGCCUGAAAUCUUGUACAACAUGACAGGACUGAACAUAUUGAAGUGGAUCAACAUUUAUCAAAGAAAAAGUAGAAACAGGAGAUGUAGAUCUGAUAUAUGUUGGGACAUCAGAACAGGUUACUGACAUAUUCACAAAGGGACUUACAAGACCAUUAUUUCAAAGGAUGGUGUCCAAGUUGGGCAUGGAAAAAUCCAUACCCAACUUGAGAAGGGGUAUUGAACUCUCUAGGAUUGUUUUUCCUUUCUAUCCGUUUUUUUCACUGUAUUUUCGUCCUUCUCUGUCAUUCCCUGUGUUAAGUGGAUCCAUUAGACUGUUAAUGGAUCCACUUAAAGUCUAAUGUAAUGGGAUUGGCCCAUUAACUCAUGUAACCUGUACUUAAGCGGGAAACCAAGAUAAUUGAUGUGAGAUUUUCGGAUUGUGGAAGCUCUGCUCCAAGAAGUGUUGAUUGAUUCAUCUUCCUGGAAGAGGAGGAUCGUGAAGAUCAACUCCUUUCAUUCUCCAAGUUGCAAGAAUCUCAAUCAAGAUCAAUUCUCUACACAUUCCCCUUUUCUUUUUUUCAUAUAUCCUCUUUCUUCUCUUCCACACCUGAUCUUUCUUAUGUUUUUUUGAAGGUGAAAAAUCCCAUAUUAGAAGGAAAAUAGGUACAACCUGCAGUAAGAGAGAAGAAUCCCACUCCUUUACGUUGAUGCUGUUACCUCUGCCAAUCCUGCUGUAGUGAGUAUCAGAUCCACAAAAAAUACCAAAAAUUCAGAAACUUCUAAACAAAAAAUACUACAGCAAAAAAAUGCCUUUAAAAAUUUCUGAUUCAUUAGCCACUUGGUGGGCAUGGUAUCUUGCAGCUCCUUCUGUUUCUCUUGGAAGAGAAAUAGAAUAUACAUAAUAGAAGUUUACAGGGAGAGAGUCAACCUCAGUUCUUUUUUUUUUUGGUGAUUUGUGUUUUUCCGCAAGUUCACCACCAGAAAUCAGAGGUCAGGUGUUCUUGUAAUAUUCUGGCCAUUAUCCUCCAUAGGAACAUUGUAACCCAGAAGUUCUCUAGUAGGCAGUGAACUGUUUCUUUGGUUGCCACCAAAUUAUGCUAUUAGAUUUAAUGUUUCUCUUGAGUUUCUUAAUUUAACAAUUAAUUCGAAUUAUUCUGUGGUGCGUUUCCCAUGGAAAUUCCUAACUAUGAUAGGGUGAUAUUUGAGAUAAACCAAUUUCGUAAAAGAUUUCACUGUUUUCUUGUAAGGUGAUCAACCUAAGGCACUUUGAUUUGGGUAGAGUGCAGUUAUCUUCUGUUUUGCUAAAGUUUAGGAGCUUUCAGGUUGCCUCUGCCAACUUGACUACCGCAAAGAUCUCACCUAUUGUAAUUUCUUUCAUUUCGCUUUUUUUAGUCGGCUAAUCUGUAGAUACCUAGUCUCUAGAGUUUGGUAUGUGCUUCAUUCCUCCUUCCAGUAUCUUAAAGCUUUUACUUUACCCAACUGGUUGUGAUUAUGUUUUUCAAGAAUUCUAGGUACGUUUUGAAUGAGGUUCACUGAUGGAGAACCAGUCUACAAUGAUACUCCGUUUAGGAUGGAUGAUUUAAUAUUUUCUGUUGAUAACAGAUGCCUGGAAUAGAUUAUCUACAAGAAGUCUGAGAGCUACUUAAUCAUUAGAGCUUUUGUUAUAUGUCUCAAUCUUCAAAAGUGUCACUCUUUUCUUCUACUGAACCUUGUCCUGUGAAAAGAGAUUCAAUCCUUUCCCGAUUUUGCUAGAUUGUUUCUGAAGAAAGAAGUUUCGAAUAAACUCUGUCCGUCUGUAAUUAUGCUUCCUUCGUUAGUGGCUCUCUUCUUAUGUGCGAGUGCAAUCCUUUCCGAAUAAACCUCAAUUGCAGUAUUUAUAGCUGUCAUAUUUGUGCCAAAAGUCAGUUAGGUUGGCUGAGUAGCAUUGGUCCAGGCAUCUAGAUUAAAGUUGCAAUUGUUUAGUUAUUUUGUCUGUUUAAGGUUGAACUAGUGAUCGUAUCCUUGUUUCUGUUCAUUUGUUAUUGCCAUUUACUUUGGAUUAAUCUUAUCAUAACUGUGGUUGCGCUGUUAUUAAUCAUGGUCGUUAGAGAUCAUCCUUAUGUUUACGAUUGAACACUGUUUUACUUGACAUUAAAGACGACUCCUACUCACUCAAAAACUGUACUGUGUCAUGCCUGCUACAAAUUAUGAGGGAAGGUAAGCAGUGAUAGCUUUUGUGCUACAUGGGCACCAACACUAACUCCUGUAUGUAAUUGGCUAUCUUUAUUGAUUUUCUAUAUUUCAUGAGACUGCAACAUGUAGGCCCCCGUGAUAUCCAUAUUCUUAUUGGAAUCUGAAGAGUUUAUUUUUCAUCCUAGAAUCGUCAUUUAUAAACAUUUUAAGAUGACAUGGAUCUCCAUCGUCUUGUUAAACACAUUUUGUCUGAAACUCUAAGAGACUACGAAAGUGCUAGUAUUAGCUUCAAAGUAUAUACGCAUGUUAUCAGGACUUGACAUUUCCACCGAUUUAUGUAAACCUUUAAGGGUGCAGGUUUCAUAAACUAUUAAAACUUGCUGAAGAAGUGGAGUUUUACUAGCCUGUUCAUGAAGUGGUGGGGGAGUGGCUGGCUGCUGUGCUUGUGGGGUUUAUCCUAAAAAAAAUAAUUCAUAUUUACUUAUAUUUUAUGGUGCUUGAGCUAGCAUAUUGAUGAAGUGGUGAGGGAUGGGCCUGCUGCCACGUUCUUGUGGGGUUUAUCCUGAACAUUUCAUAUUUAUUUAUAUUUUUAUAAAUCUUGCCACCAAAUCAAAGGAGUAUUUCUUUUCAAUUCUGAAUUUUUGUUUUCCGAAAUGAGCAACUAUUUUUUCUCUGCAAAUUAUCUGCUAUCUUUUGAGUUUAUUGGGAUGCGAUGUCCGAUGAGAAUUAAUGUGUUUUGUAGAAUCAACGUUUGAUAAUACAUUACCAACAUAUUUGUUGUUUCUAAACUUAAUUUUCUUUCGUACAUAGGUAAGAAGGCUCUUUGGAAACAUAAUGUCUAUGGACUUACACCAAGUAUUGGGUCUGCACAUUAUAUGUUGGUAAUAUGUUUAUUGGUCAACUAAUUCUCAAAAGUGUUGGUUAGGUGUUGUAAUGGUUCGACUGACCUAACAUUUGAUAAUACAAAUCUUCAGCGAUAUGCCAAAAAUCACAAUGAUCCUAAACUCAUGGUAGAGAUCAUGAAACUAUUGCGAAGGAACUCUUUACCUCUGCAAGCUGGUACAGCUGAUAUUGUUUUCAGGUACCUUGACUAUGGUUUCUGUUGUGUUUGUAGAAUGCUUGCUGAUCAGUCUCAAGCAUUGAUAUCUUGUAAUUGGAACUUUGUUUUCUACUUGGUCCAGACAACUUUACCCUGCUGUCAUUCAUUGUUGAUUAGGAUUCGUGCAAUUUUAAUACAAAUAAGUUUUUCAAAACACUUGCUUUGAUAGCGUGCACUCUUAGGAAUGAUUAAGAUUCCAUGAGCCGUGAUACCUAUGUGUAUAUAUUAUUUUUCCUAAAUAAUUUUCUCAUCUCUCUGUUUAACUAAUUUUAGUUGUAUUUCAUGGUUGUGUUGUUGUCUUCCUCAAAAACUAUUGUUAGGCGUCAACUUGAAUCCGUUAAACGAUUUCUUCGUGGAUGACUUGGUUUAUCUUCACAGAGACUUUCUUGAACUAUCUUACCCAUAAAUUAGUUAUGUUGAUACUUGUUUUGAUUAAUUGGCGAUUAUCAUCAAAAGGAGUGGAAAAAAAACACAAAACGUUGCACAUAUCUGAAGAUAAUAGAAAGAUGAACAAUACAAACUAAAUAGAAGGUUGUUGGUUUUUUGGGGAAACAGCAUGAAAAAUAUUUGUAUUCAUCUUCCUUCACAUCAAGUUGAAUUUGACGCUCUUGAGUGAGCUUCAAAUUAAAUAACUGUUUUCAACCCGUGUGUUUGGAGGCACCUGCUUGCUGGAAAUAAUGUUUACAUUUUGCUGUUGUCAUUUUUUCUCGAUGUGAAACCUGAUUCUCUAUCGUGGAUAUCAUGGUAGUUGUGUUUCUCAUAUAGAAUUUUUAGAUUGAUGUCAUGGUAUUCGUUUCAGCAUCUGCUACAAUACAGAUAGAUGGGAUUUGAUCUCAAAAUUUUCUAAAGUAUUCAUCCAGACUGGAGUGAAAUUUCAUAGAUCCACAUUCGACAUCUGGAUGGAAUUCGCUGCAAAAAUGGGUAUAUACAUUAUUCUGUUUAGAUGUUCUAGUGGCAUAUUUUUAAUAGAGUUAAGUUUUGAAUACUUCUUGAUUUGAUAUUUAUCUUCGGAGUCUUGCAUAAUGACUUCAUAUCAGCCAGUUCAUAUUCUGGGAGAAUUCAAUUAAUUAUCUUCCAUAGAGUACUUAGAAUGGCAGUUUUCUUUAUUCUUGUCUCACCCUGGCUGAAUUCUGAUGAGUAAUUUAUAGCAACUUUGUUUUCAAAAGUUCACUGAUCUGCUGCUAGUUUUAGUUUGAUUUUUUUUCUUUUUUUGUUGAAGCUAAAGUGGAUAUUUAGUAAGCCUUUUUUUAGCUUGCAUCAACUGAUAAAAUGUAUCAAUGACUGAUUGGUUGAAUAUCAUCUUCUCAUUAACUAUUUUCGGAUGGGCCAUAUGAGGGAGGUUUCAUCCCUAAAAAAUGAAUAGUGAAAACUAAUUGGAUUCAUAUCAGACUAGGUUUCUAUAUUUCUGAAAGCAGUCUCAGUUGAAGGUUGCAACAUGAAUCUCGAUUUGACAUUUAUGUGGAGGAUGCAGUUUUAAUCUAGAUAUGGCAUGAAAGCUGAAGUUUCUCACUUUCAUUCUUGGGGAAGUCUGCGAGAGCUCCCUAUUUACGAGUUGACUGUGGAUCUCUGUACCAUUUUCAAACCAUUGGUAGAUGUAAUUACUCCCCUUGGACUGAACACCUUUAGCUUUUGCUCAUCUACAUAGCCUAAGACUGGAGAAAAAAAAGGAAAACCGGUUCUCUUUCCACAUUUACAUUCUUUCUGUGAGGUACUAUUUUUCGAUCAUUGAUAUAAUGAUUUUUCUGAUAAAUGACUAAACUUAUCAGAGAUAUACAUACCUUGUCGUCCUGGAUAUAAUCUCCAAAUAAAAGAGAAAAGUCAGGCUUCUACCUCCGAUCAUUUUUUUUUGUGGCUGCAGAAGCAAAUGAUAAUAUACUUUUAUUUUCUAGUGGUCUUAUUGUCAUCACUAUGCAUGUGCUGUGCCAAAUGAUAGUUUUGCAACACCUAGCUGUGCCGUUUUUGGUUGUCUUGACGAUUUUAGUCUUGAUAAUGAGCCAUCUUCUUUGGCUGUAUGUGCACAUUAUCUUUCUCUGUCAGCUGAAGUUUAAAUUGUUGAAACAUGAAAUUUUUCAGGGGAUUCUCUGUCCAUUUGGGAAAUUGAGAAGCUAAGAUCAAAUACAAUCAAGCAGCAUACUGUUUCAAGUGCAUUUUCAUGCGCAAAGGUAGUCUUAUGUUUAAUUAUUUUCUAACAGCAGAAGCAAAUUCGUCGUAUCUAAAUGACAGCUAUCCUAUUUCUGGUGUCAUCACCUUUAUUACUGAACCCUUGUUAGAUUAUGACAAUGCAUUAGUCAUAUAUGAAGCAGUUUGCUUCUUUCUUCCAAUGAAAGGAUUCCUGGUCAGAACGAUGUGUUCAGACAUUGUUCAGACUUCUAGCUAAUGUCUCAAAUGUGAGUUGAAGGCUUGAUCACACUCUGUCCUAGUUUUGCAUUCAUACAUUUUGGGUCUCAUAAGUUGACUAAAAACUAAUUGAAACGUGGCAUAAUCACAUUUUAUUGUAACACCUGUCUCUCAAAAUACCAGCUAAUAAAGUAUGCGGUGUUGGGCAUAAUUUCAAUGAUUUGGAUUGGUUUCUCUUUUUUGAAAUCUUCAGUGCACAUUUGGAUUGCCUGGUUAGCUGGUUAAUUCUUCUUUAAGAGUUUUAUGCACAUACGAGUUGGUAUGAUUCUGCUAAAAAUUUUGCACAUUCCAAAUCCCAAUGUGACAUCAAGUCAACUUUGCAUCUAGGCAUAUCCUCAUUGGUGAUUUCAUAGUCUGAUGGGCUGCUUCCUUUAAGGACUAUAGUAGUUAUGGUUUUUGCAGUUGAAAAAAUGUUCCUGUAUCAUUACAAAGUCUAAACUUGCUUGCAUUCUGGUACGAUUCGACCAGAAAAAUCCCUUGAUUAGGAGACAAAAGCAGGGAAAGGCGACAAGUAACAGGGAAGAGGAAGUAGAACUGACUAAAUUCAUAAUAGAAUCCAAUCACUAGAGGGGAAAUGGUUCAAGAGGUUUCCCCCGUCUCUCCACAAUGAAACUUCCAAAAGAUGAUCUCUACAUUCCUGGUGGUUUCAAUCUAUUUCAUAACCUCUGGACCAAUCUGCCCUCCCCGAACUCUACUUAUUGAAGGCUUGUCUGACUUUUCUUCCUUUUUCAGUUGUAUUUUAAUAGUGGGUCAUAUCAUUACUUCUUCCCUUUUCUUUCACCAUGUCCUCAAGGUGAAAAUUAAAAAUUAGAGUUGAAAGGAACUCAUUGGUUCCCAAGAAGCUUUGAAGUCUGGGAGGUGCUCCCAUUUGAUUAGGACCUCUAGACUAAGGGCGGACCUCACUCCCAGCACUUCUUGGAGACAAACAUCCCAAACCAUGUCUUUGCCUAAGCGUUGGGGGAGGGGUUGACCUCAAUUAGUAGGACCUAGCUAACUGCUAUAAGAUUCGGGCAUGUCAGAAGCAAAGCAGUGCAUGUCUUUCUAAAUAGGUUACUUCCGACUAAUUCCUCUCUAAUUCCUUCAAUUUUGCGAGAGUUUCAUGGCAUCCUUAUAAGAGGGUAUGCAAAAUACACCAAGACCUAUAAGUAGGUUGUUAUGCAUGUAUAUUGGCCUAGAAUAAAGAGGAAAAUAGUUGUCAGAUGAAUGUGAGGUUCACCAAUGAAAUAAGAUUUCCUUCCUUUCCCCUAUAAGGUUACUCCAACCUCUCCCAAUUUUCGACCAAAUUUGGGAAGACCUCUCAAUGGACUUCGUUGAAGGGCUACCCAAAUCAACUAGAUACAGUGUAAUUUUAAUCAAAGUAUAUUGAUAUGUGGAUAAUGAACCAUUGGUGGAGGUAAUGACACCACUUUUGCACGGCCAUCACAAUGGCAAUUAACUCAUUUUCAUAAGCUGACUUGACCGUGUGUUCCUCUCUAGUAAAGCUUAACUGUAAUAAGUGACUGGUCUCUUAUGUUGGAUCAACAUGGCUCCCACUCCCUAACAUAAUGCAUCAAUCUACAAAUUAAAGGGCUGAGAGAAAUCAGGUAAGGUAAGUACCAGAGUAGUGGACAUGGCUUGUGAGGCUAUCAAAGGUUUGCCGUGCAUCAAAACUCCAUCUGUAGACACCCUUCUUCAGUAGUUGUGUGUAGUCGAGAUAACACACGGUCUGGAGCUCUGAUAGGCUCCCAGCACUCGUGGAAGAAGAACUCUAACUUUAUUGAUCAAAAACUGUUUACAAGGAGAGUGGGAUCCAGUAUUUAUACCAGAUCCCUAGAAGGUUCUAGACAUAUUAAUGUAACACGAAAUGAAAGGUACAUGAGGACAUAUUUGUAAACAUGUAAGGUAUACAUGUUAUUAAGUACAUCUUGACAACACUCCCCCUCAAGCUGGUGAAUGGAUGUUGUCCAUUCCCAGCUUGGGAAUAAUCUUCUAUAGUUGUGUCCCUGAGAUGCCUUUAGUAAGCAUGUCUGCCAACUGAUUAUUUGUUGAAAUGUAUGAUAUACAAAUCAUAUUGGCCUCAAGUUUCUCUUUGAUGAAAUGGCGAUCAAUCUCCACAUGUUUGGUACGGUCAUGCUGUACUGGGUUGUGCACUAGAUUGAUUGCUGACUUAUUGUCGCAAUAAAUCUUCAUAGGACUGAAUAAAGGAACUUGUAACUCGUUAAGUGAGUUCUUGACCCAAAGUAACUCACAUAUUCCUUGGGCAAGUGCCCUAAGCUCAGCCUCAGCAACUACAUUUUGUUUUUUACUCCUCUAAGUGACAAGGUUGCCACCAACAAAAGUAAGAUGACCGGAGGUUGACCUUCGAUCAAUUGUUGAGCUUGCAUAAUCAGCAUCUGUAAACAUCUCAACCUCUACCUUUCCACUUCGUCUAUAAAGAACCCCUUUUCCUACUGUGCCUUUGAAAUAAUGUAGCACUCGGUAGGCAGGAUGUAAAUUACACUCUUUAGGUUGAUGCAUAAAUUCGAUAUACUCACUACAUAUGAGAUAUCCGGUCGAGUGUGUUAGAUAAAGUAGUCGGCCAAUGGGACGUUGAUAUAUCUCACGGUCAAUAGAAAUUUCCUCAUCUGUCAUACACAAUUUCUGAUUUGGAUCAAUAGGUAUAUUGGUUGGUUUACAUGCAAAUUUUCCUGUUUCAGCUAACAGAUCUAUUAUGUACUUUCGUUGAGAAAUAAAAAUGCCUUUAGAAGAACGUGCCACUUCGAUUCCUAAAAAAAUACUUGAGUCGUCCCAAAGUCUUGACAGCAACCUCUUGGGCCAAACAAUUGCUCAAGUUUUGGAUCUCCCCUUCAUCAUUUCCUGUGAAGAUAUCAACAUAAACUAAUAGAACUGUAACUCCCCUUGAAGAAAAGUGUUUUAAAAAUAAUGUGUGAUCAGCAUUACUUUGGUUGUAAUUCAUUUCUUCAUGGCUACUGUAAAUCUUCCAAAUCAUACACGUGGAGACUGUUUGAGGCCAUAAAGGGAUUUCUGUAACUUGCAAACAAGAUUAGAUGAAUGAUUACCCUCAUAUCCUGGUGGAAGACUCAUGUAGACUUCUUCAACCAAAUCAUCAUACAAGAAGGCAUUUUUAACAUCAAAUUGUGAAUAUUCCAGCUGAAAAUUACUGCUAAGGACAGUAAAAAACGAACUGUAUUCAUUUUGGCCACUGGUACAAAAGUCUCUUGAUAAUCUAUGCCAUAUCUUGUGGAUAACCCUUAGCCACCAGUCAGGCUUUAUACCUCUCAAUCGAACCAGCUGAUUGAUAUUUCAUUGUGUACACCCAGUUGCAACCAACAAUCUUCUUCUCUCGUGGUAAUUCCUCUGGAUCCCAUGUCUGAUUUUUUGCAAGAGCUAUCAUCUCAUCAUCCAUGGCUUGUUUCCACUUAGGAUUGGAUAGAGCCUCCGAGAGAUUUUUUGGAAUAGUAGUGGUGUCUAUGGAUGCAAGGAAUGAUUGAUAGGGUGAGGAAAGUCUGUGAUAAGACAUAAAAUUGGCAGCUAGGUACAAGGGUGUUUUUGUACACUCCCUUAUAGGUUUGCACAGGGCAAUGGGAAGUGAAUCAUGAGGUAGGACUGCAGGAUCAUCAGAUGAAGGAGAUAUUAAUGGCUGUAUAUUUUCUAAGGUCAGAUCAAAAUCUUGGAUUUUUGGUGAAUCUUGAAUUUCCUGUUGCCUGGAAUAAACCUUGCCAACCUUAGGUCUUCAGUAAGCGAAUUCAAUAUAGGACUGAGUAUUUUAGGGACUGAAAUAGGAAUGAAUAGGUUACCAGCUGAAGACGAGAGUGAAGAAUUUACAUGUUGAUCCAUACGAGCUGUAGAAAAUAGAUGUUGAUCACUGGAUGGAGAUUCUUUAAAAUAAGAAUCAGAUUCAUGAAAUGUAAUAUCCGGUGAAAUAAUUUUUUUUCUAGAAGGAGGGUGGUAACAUUUGUACCCCUUUUGAUUGGUAGCAUAACCAAGAAAUACACAUUUAAGUGAUCUCAGUUCUAGUUUGCCUUUGGUUUGAUUAUGAACGUGAACAAAAGAGAGACAACUAAAUGUCUUAGGUUCUAGCCUAGUUUUAAGUUGUGGUCUGAGAAAAACUUGGCUAAUGAAUCUAACGGGCUGAGGAAGCGUAAGGUUCUAGAUGGUAAUCGAUUGAUGUGGGGUAUAGACACAAGUGACUUCUAAAAGAUGACAAUUUUUUCUUCAAGCUAAACCAUUCUGCUGUGGGGUAUAGACACAAGAGGAUUCAUGUAUGAUGCCCUCUAUUUGGAAGUAUAAAUUCAGAUUUUGGCUAAAAUGCUCUUUAGCAUUAUCAGAUCUGAAUUUUUUAAUACUAGUGCCAAACUGAUUUUUUAUCAUGGCACAAAAAGAUUUCAGAACAUCACACACAUCAGACUUUUAUUUGAGAAGGAAGACCCACAUACAUCUUGUACAAUCAUCAAUGAAAGUGGCUAACCAUUUAUUACCACAAAUGACAUUAAUGGGACAUGGUCCCCAAAUGUCACUAUGAAUUAGGAAUUAAAGAACAUCACUACUUUCCCCUUGAGAUUGAAAUGAAGUACAUGUAUGUUUAGAAAGUUCACACACAAUACAUUUAAGACUGUCCAAUGACACCUUUCGAAAUAAUGUAGGAAAAACUAUUUUCAAAGUGCUAAAGGAUGGAUGACCCAUCCAUUGGUGAAGUAAUCAUAUCUUAAGGACAUCUUCUAGAGGUUCUAGAGAUUGACCCCCUUCCACUAGGAUGUGUUUGGCUCAGUCCUUCUAGAAGAUAAAGACCUUCUCGUUCUCUAGCAACUCCAAUCCUCUGAUGAUGUACCUUAUCAAACAUGACGCAGACAUCUUCAUCAAAAAAGACAUGAUAAGGUGAGUCUCUAACAAGUUUUUUAACUGAAAUGAGGUUUGUAAAUAACUUGAGCACAUGAAGAAUAUUAGUAAGAACCUCUAGAGGUUCAAGUCUAAUGUCUCCUAUACCUGCGAAGGUUAGAAAAGAUCCGUCUGUAAUAGUCACUUUUCUGUCACUAGGACAGGGGUUGUAUUUGGUGAAAAGGCUGGGGGAGUUGGUCAUGUGGUCUGUUGCUCUUGAGUCCACUACCCAAUUAUUAAAAAUAUCUCUAGAAGAAACUCUAACUCCAAGAGAGUGGUGAAACAUACCAAGCUGAAUUAAUGAGAACUGUGUCACUGUCGACUUCAGUUUUUUUAACUCAAUUUAAAGUCGCUCUAUAUCCUCAAUCUGAGGAGAAGAAGAAUAUUGAUUGAUUUGAGAAUCUGAAGACUCACUAGUCGGUAAUCCUGCUGCCAAAUGUGAUUGACUGCCAUAUUUUUCAAUGCCAAAAUUUUGUGGUUUAUCAUGUAGUUUAUAACAUCUGUCUCUAGUGUGACGAGCUUUCCUACAAUAUGUACACCACAGAUUAUCAUGAAAAUCAGUCUUCUGAUUUCUUCCUUGGCCAUGGUGGGGCUAUUUAGCUUGAUCUGGGGCUUUCUUCAUAAUUUCUCCCUAUUUAAUCAUAAAUGUAGUAUUGUCAACUUCAGGCACUGACAACAUUAAUUUCUGACGAGUUUCCUCAUUUAAAAUGAUAGAAAUAGCUUCAUCCAAGUCACAUUUCCUUUCACGACUCAAAAUCUGUUGUUUGACUUGAUCAAAAAUAGAAUUAAGUCCGGCCAAAAAUUUAAACACUCUUCUUCGUUCUAUAAAAUGUCGUAGGACAACAAUUUCUGCAGGUUUUUCUUUAUCAAUGCUGAGAUAAUAAUCGAUUUCCUGCAUGAAUUUUUCAAUUCUCCUAUAUAUUCCAUCACAGAUUUAUUUCCUUGAAUUGUGGACAUGAAUUUUGUCUCAAGCUCAUAUAAAUGUGCCUCAUUAUUUCUUUGUGAGAAUUUCAUAUGAACUGUUUCCCACAUAUCUUUGAUUGUAGAUAGAAAAAAUCUUGGCUAAUUUGAGGAAUCAUUGUUCCCCAAAGCCAGGUUUUGAUUAAUGCAUCUUCUUCUCUUCAUCUACAAAAUUCUCGAGACAAUGGAUCCGGUUUCCCCUCAAUUAGAUGAUGUAACAUCCCUCUUCCAGUUUAUACCUCUCGAACAUAUUCUGACCAUUGAAUCAAAUUGUAUCCAGUCAAUUUGAACACUGCAGGCAUUGUAGGAAGUUCUAUGAGUAAUCUUGGACCACUUGGACCAAGAUUAACUUCCCUUGUGGAGGUUGGAUCCCCCACAGAUGAUGAAGAAUUGUCUCCCACAUUCUCCAUUUAAAGAGGAUGUCCAAAUUUCACGAAAAAAUCAAAUUCGUGCACAAAUCGCAAUAGAGACAAGAAAAAACGGUGCAAGAACCGUAAUAAACAAGUAGAUCAGUGCGAAAGUAGAGAAAUGGAGCGAUCACACCUAGAUUCGCUCUGGAAGAAACACAGCUAAGGAGAAGAUCCCUUGCUGGAAGUGUAUGGCGCUUGUAACUCCAGCAGACGAUGGAGAGAACGCCGACAAAGCAGCGUCAACUGUGAUGGUGCUGAAAAAUAGGGUUUAAAAUCCUAGAAUGGCUCUGAUACCAUGUAGUCGAGAUAACACACGGUCUGGUGCUCUGAUAGGCGCCCAGGACUCAUGGAAGAACUCUAACUUUAUUGAUCAAAAACUGUUUACAAGGAGAGCGGGAUCCAGUAUUUAUACCAGAUCCCUAGAAGGUUCUAGAUAUACUAAUGUAACACGAAAUGAAAGGUACAUGAGGACAUAUAUGUAAACAUGUAAGGUAUACAUGUUAUUAAGUACAUCUUGACAACAUUGUGUCAAUAACCAGCUAAUGGUUGCAUAACCCACUGCUAACUUACAGUAAUAACCAAUCAGACCAAAGAAGUUCCAAGACUCGAAAAUUUUUGGGGGUUGGUCAGUUGACCAUUGCUGUAAUCUUUCGUUAUCCAUUGCUACCCCUAUUGUUGAGAUACAAUGCCACAGAUAUUCCAGCUGUUUUCAGCCAAAGAAGCAUUUCUUUUUAUUAAUGUGCAGGUGGUUCUCAGCUAGAAUUGAAAACACUUGUAAUAGGUGGUUUUUGUGCUCCAAUUGGGUUUUGGUGUGGAUGAGUAUUUUAUAAAAAAACCAAGACAAAAUUGUGGAGGUUGAAAAUUUCUGUGCUCCAAAAUUGUGGAUGGGUUUUGGUUUUUGUGCUCCAAAAUUUUCGCCCCUACCUACCCUACGUAGGUAGGGGCAAAAAUUUUGAUUCAUUAAAGAUUGGAAUGUGAUCGGUGCAUUGGAUGACUCAAAAGGCAUUACAAUCAAUUCAUAAUGUGUGGGCAUUACAAUCAUUUUGAUUUGUAAUAGUUAAAUUUGAGAUCUAAUUUAGUGAAAUAAUCAUACUAUGAAGCUCGUUCAAGAACUCAUUCACUACUGGUAUGAGAAACUUGUUUGGUACAGUUAUCUUAUUGUGUGCCCAGUAGUCUAGACAAAAACAUCAACUCCCUUCUUUUUCGUAUAGACUGUUGGACGGUUGAACAAUUCUAACAUCACAUAAAUUUUGAAACAAGAAUUCAAUUUCGUCUUUUUUCUUGAAGUGUGAACAUUUGUAAGGAUCAGUUGCAAAUUGGGAGAUCACUUUGGGCCCCUUCGCAUCCAGUAGUUGAUGUAAUUCCACAAGUAGCGAUUGGCCCUUCUUCAUUUCCAUGGCCCGCAACAAGAUGCCUAUCUUGCACAUGCUUGUAUCUCACUUGAGGGUCUUUACUACACCUUUGACCAAAACUUCAUUGUUAACAAGCCCAGUGUAUGCGUAUCCAUCUGACUGAUUUGAGCCACUGCUUAUUGAGGAUUACAUCGGUGCUCCUAAGUUGCAAUGGUAAGUAGUGUUCUACCAUAGUCAAUCCUUGCAUUUUCAAAACCACUCCCUGACAUAUUCCUUUCCCUUUCGUAGAGUGACCGUUUCCCAUGAUUAUGCUAUAGAUGGUCGAAUCACACAGGGGUAACUGGACCUGUUUGAUCAGUUUUAUGUGAAGAAAAUUGUGGUUUACACCACAAUGCAAUCAGGUGAGCCCCGCAUAGAGUUUUAAAGAGAUCUUGGGUAUGCGUGUCUCCUUUUCUUGCUAAGAAUCUUUCUCCACAGGAGCCCAAUCCUCAUCUGGUGUACUAUGAUGAUUCCUGUUGUCCUCAUUGUUUUGUGUAUCUGUGAUUGGGGAUAUAUUUAUUGUCACAAUAAAAACAGAUACCUUUUUCACAUCGUUCUUGGAGUUCAGCUUUGGUCAAUUGUAGACACUUCUUCCUUCCGCUGGCGUUUGAUCUGCCCAUUUAUUGCUUUGUUUUUUUCUAUCCACAUGAAAGACUAAGGCGAGAAAGCUCAUAAAGUUUGUUGUGGGUUCUCAUCUUUCAGAAUCCUGCCUAGAGGACUCUGUUUCAUUAUGUCACGGUAGAUAGCCUUCUUGUUUGGGAGCAACCUAUUUGGAAGGCUUGGUCGGAUUUCUGAUCCAGGCUUCCCAAAGCAUGUGAAGAUUCUCCUUUGCUUGUUGAGACGUAUCCAUGAUUUCUCCAAGUCCCACUGGCUUGAACAUACUGAGUUUUUGAUUGAAUUUUCGGUCUCAGCCCCUUGACGAAUGUGUGCUCCAUUAUUUCUUGAGGGAUGUUAGAAAGGUAUGUAGAGAGCCCUUCAAAUUCUCAUCUGCAAUUAACAACUAAACCUUCUUAUUUUAAAUUAAGGAACCUCUAAUAACCAUUACUGAAGGUGGAAGAUGCAAAUCAUUUCUACAGUUCGAGCUUGAAAUCCUAAUCUUUGAAAAUAUAUUUACCUCCAUUCUAGAGAAACCAUUCUAGGGCUUCUUCAUUUAAGCUCAGCAUUAUAGCCUGGAGUUUUCUCCUUCUAGUAUCUGGGUGAGCUUGAAGAAGUGUUCAGCUCGGCAUACCCAACCCUCUAGUUUGGUCUCAUUGAAAACGCAGAUCUCCUUGUGAUAGGCCAGUCCUUAAUAGAGUCCUGACUUGUGACGGGAGGGGAAUUGAACUUAGAUGUAGCAAGUUGCAUCAGGUCUCUGGGAAAUAGGUCAAGAACGGCUACAAUCAUCACCUGGCCUUUUGGAAGAAGUUGCACAUUCCAGCAUCGAGAUACAGACAUCCUUUUUCUGGGUCGAAUGUGGCAAACUGUUCUGCCAUGCGCUGGGGAAAAUAAUUGAACAUUUGUGACAUUUUGCUGCUCAUCCUCUGUUGUGCCUCCUUGAUGCCUUUCAUGUCAGCGAGAAUCAAUAACCUUCAGUGCCAUCUGUGCUUAGGUCUGGCUCCGAUACCAGAAUGGUACGAUCUAACUAAGAAAAUCCCUUGGUUAAGAGACAAAAACAGGGAAAUGGGACAAGAAACAAUGAAGAGAAGGUAGAACGGACUAAAUCCACUUUGGAAUCCAGUCACAAGUGGGGAAAUGGUUCAAGAGGUCUCCCCUGCCUCUCCACAAUGUGACUUCCAAACGAUGAUCUCUACAUUCCUGAGGGUUUCACUCUAUUUCAUAACCCCUGGAUAAAUCUGCCCUCCCAAAAACCUUACUUAGUGAGGACUUUUCUGACUUUUCUUCCUGCUCUGGCCAUAGGUCAACAGUGGGGUCAUAUCACAUUCUUUCCUGUCUUAGUUACUGUUGGAAAUGGAGAAAAAACCUCGUCACAAAAGACGAACGGGAGAACGGUGGAAACCACCUCAAGAUUCAUUCAACUCUAAUCCCCGUUAUAUAGGGAGUAAUACACAAACUUUGCCAAAACACCCUCAACUAAUUACACUAUUUCCGUACGACCUAGAACUUCCAACCGUUACUAUCUUGGUUCAGGCUCUUAAAUUGCAUCAACUAACAUUAUCUUUGAUGAUUGGAUGAUAAAUUUAAUUGUUCUUGUUGUGUUCUUUUGAAAAACGUUCAUAUAUUGCUUUGAUGAGGAUCACAAUGCCAGAAGACCUUGGCCCCUUGUGGUUUAAGAAAUUUUUGUGGGGCAGACUUUUUCAUGAUUGUGGAAUCUAUUAACCGUUUACUCUUCCUGCAUGUGGGCAAGGUCUUCAGGGAUUUUCGAACUUCACUAUCUAUUUUUCACGGGACUGUUGGAACGUUUCGGUUUUAUUCAGUGAAAUACUGUCGUCUGUUCUUUCCGUCACACUGAAUUUUCAUGAAGAGUUGAUACAUUUUACUGUUAAAUAAUACACAUGCUGGAUUUUUUAUAUUUAAGCACCUACCAUUUUACUGUUAUAUGGACUGCAAACGGAAAUCGAACAUCCGAUUUUAUUUUAGAGUUUCUUAUUUUACUAGACAGUUGACUUUGCCUACAGGAAACAGCUUUGACAUACUGAUAAGUGCUAUUUGGCAUAUCCUUUACAGGGAUUUAUACUCGAACGUAAACCAGAGAAUGCUGCUGCAAUAAUUAAUGUCCUCAACGAGGUGCCAUUUAUUUAUUUGUUUGUGCAUUUCUUACUUAUUUAUAGUUUUUAAUCUAUUAUUCACUCUCUUUAUUUUGCUGCCAAGAACCUUAGUUCGAGGUCCCAUAAUCAUUCUAGAAAAAUUUCCAGAAAGGGGUGUUUUUUUUAUUUUUUAAAUUAUGGUCUUGAUGCAUGACAAUUGACGGAGAAGGGUGAACUCGAAAACAGGUCUUCGAAGUUACAGAGUUGUAAGUGAUUCUGGGGAUGGUUGCUUUGUAAGAAUCGCACAAAUAUCAGAUAAUAAUAUAUAUCUUUAUAUAUAUAUAUAUAUUACCAUAGAUAACAUCACAUGAAUCGAAUGACUCAAUCAAUGUCACGAAAUGUGGAAAAUAGCUUUUUUAUGUCUCCAGUUUCACAUUUUGCUUUGAUCACUUUCUGAUAAAAAUUAUAAAUUUAAAAAAUGAGACAUUCCAUUUUUUUUUUCAACAGAAUCUGCCCGAUGAAAAGAAGCCAACCAUUGCAAGUGAACUUCAGAAAUUGGUAAGUGAAUGGUCACUGGAGGUAUUGAAGCGGCAAAAAAAGGCAAACAGGAAGGUAAUAAUAAAUUCCAGUUCAUUUUACGAACCAGAGUCCUCCAAAAUGCGUUUUGCCAUCAUUUGCAUGAGCCAAAAUAGAUUAUUUAUUGCACUACUAUAGUGCUGGCUCUGUCCUGUUGCAUCAUUUUCGUUUCAGAAAUCUUACAUUCCUUUUGGGUAACCUCCCCAGUUUAUUGAAUUUCUUACAACUUAUCUUCCAGUAUGUCAUACGGGUUAUUCAAGGAGUUUUUCAAAUGUGACUGUUACCUGUAUUUUGAUAUCUGUUCCCUUCUGGCGCCUCUGAAUGUAAUCUAAUAUUCUUUCAUUCAGCUAGUUCAUUAUUCACGAACUUGAUACUGUCUUAGCCAUUGUUAAUAGGAUGCCAUUUAUGCCUACUUAUCGGAGAUGCUGUGUGUAAAUAAAAUUUAUACCAAAUGAAAUUUCCUUUUCACUGUUGAUGGUGGGAUUGGCAUAAAUGUUCACAACAACUAGAAAAGGGGAGUUAUUGUAGAGGUUGGUGGUUUCUUUCAAUUGCAUGAAAGUAUCUGCAAAAUUUCAGUCUCUGGACUUCAUUUUGUUCUUAAUACGGGAAACAACUCUAGAUCUCAUUGAAACCCUUCCCCGGUGUAUAUAUUAACUGUCAAGAGUUUUUCCGCAGAGGGCUUUUUGAGGUUGAUAUCCUGUAUACUCCACAUAUUGGUGUUCAAACCUGCUUAUAUCCAUUGCCUUCCUGUUCCCUGACUGUACAUAGCUGUUAUGAAGAAUUCAUGGCCGUGUCUGAGGGAAAGCCAUAGAAUUAGUGGCUCUUUCACCUUAUUUUUUUCUUGGAGUUGACGUUUAUGUGUUAAUCUAAUGUCAAUGCAUCUAAUUUCAAUAUGGAAAGAUAUUUUCAAUUUCCUUAUUUCUCGUCUAACACUCACACUUCUUAAGAGCACAUCUUCCAUGCCACCUUAGAGCUUCAUUGAAGGUGUUAAUUAUUUGCAUAUAUAGAAAAAUUGCGUUGAUUAUUCCCGUCUUGGUAAAUAUCAUAUUGAUUGCCUUCAUCAUCAUACCAGACGUUCCUUGUUCUUUCCCAUUCGUCGUGUAACUAAAGAAUAUUCUUCAUUUGAAAAGCACAAGUGACUGGUGUUUUUCCUCAUACUCCCUACCACUCAGGGAGCAAAAUGAUUUAGUAAAUUUUUCAUCAUCUGAACGUUCUCUUCUAUCUGUUGGGCUCCUAAAUUGUCUAACCUUACGUUCAUCAUCAACGCCUGUGGUUCUUCCUUGUGCUUUGUUUUUCUCAAUGCCAGUCAAUUAUGAAUUUUCAAAUCUUCACCGUAAUGCUCUCCCCAUCAAUCUCCACACUCUGCCAGAAGUUCAGUGCUCAAUAGUUGUCAAUAUUCUAACCCGAAUUUUCAUUACUCUUCUCCAUUGAGUUCAGGUGAUGGCCACCUCACUAAAGAACGACAUUUUUGCUAUGAUCGCCUCCUUAUUGAACAUGGGGUUAGAGGUGGCGGUGAACAUGGAAGAGCUCAAAUGCUGA